Molecule: messenger RNA, 915 nt
Organism: Aspergillus affinis
Lineage: Eukaryota; Fungi; Ascomycota; Eurotiomycetes; Eurotiales; Aspergillaceae
Product: mitochondrial 37S ribosomal protein uS15m
Exons: 2
Coding region: 1-915 (304 amino acids)
Biological process (GO): translation
Cellular component (GO): ribosome
Molecular function (GO): structural constituent of ribosome
Source: RefSeq, a predicted model, not a curated record
AUGCCUCCUCGCUUUCUUAUCCAGCCUUCUUUGAAGGCCUUUACUGGUUCUUCAUACAUCCAGAGUCCGCUUGCCGCAUUGUCCUUAAACACUUCGAAGACAUCGAUCCGAGCAGGUUCCGCGGAGACUAGAGAGAGACGACGACAUGACCCGUUCUUGAUGGCGCAAUCGCGUCGACGCAAAGCCGCCAACCUGUCCCGUCAAGAGGCUCUUUCUAAAGAGCGCGAGGGCUCCUUAGGGGAUCCGGUGGAAAGUCGCCCGACUGCCUUCAUCCAGGGUCUCAAGGACACCCAAUCCGGACCUCAAAUCCCCUCAGGAUCGGACGGAAAACUCAACUACUUCCUUGAUUCCGAAGAUCUCCAGCAUGUGCUCGAGUACUCGAAAAACCUCACCUCCCCGAUCGAAAACCCCGACCGAAAUGUCGCCGACCCUCAGCUCGAGAAGGAACUGGGCGAAAAGCACAUUCAAGAUCACAAGAAUGCCGAGGAGGCUCUCAACCGCAUCGCGAGCGUGGGCAACGGCAACACCCAGGACAAGAUGCGCCUAAACAUUCAGAAGUGCAUUGAAGAAUUCGGACGCCACAACACCGACCAGAAGCUUCCCCCCAAGCCGGCAGCUCCGUCGCAGCAGUCCGGCACCGCUGCCCUCGAGAAGACCCCUCGUGUCGGGCCCGAUACCGGAUCCCCGGAAGUCCAGGCUGCCAUUUUGACUGCGAAGAUCCUGAACCUAACCAGGCACCUUCAAACAUCCAACAAGGACAAGCACAACAAGCGUAACCUCCGGAUACUGGUCCACAAGCGACAGAAGCUACUGCAAUACGUGCGAAGAAAGGAACGGGGUGGCCCGAGAUGGCAGAACUUGGUUGAGAGCCUGGGACUUUCCGAUGCUGCUUGGAAGGGCGAGAUUAGUAUGUAA